AAAUGUCGAGAAUGGAUGCGUCAGGAGAAUUGAUUUCAAGAAAUUCGCUCAAGCUUGACCAUAACAACGGAGAUUAUUGCGGCCAUAAUGAAGAUUUACAAUACAAUGAAGAUGAAAGAGGAUAUGAGGUAAAUUUCCUUGGAGGAAACCUGCUAAAAUCGAAAUUCAUAUCAUUUAAGCUUCCCACACAACAAAAUGAGUCUAGCUCAGAAAGUGAGGAUGAAGGUAGCAAUGAUGUCUCAGCAAGCCUUGUCCCCAGCUCCAUUGAAAGCAAGAAGAUCAGCGAUCUUCAUAAAAACAGAAAUAGAAAAAUAAAUUGGCUUUGGAACCAAGGAAGAUCUGGUGGUACAGUUCAAGUCAAACGAGUAGGAAUGGCUGCUAAAGGAAGAGCACAUGGUGACAUCAUCCCCUCAUCUCCAAAGAAUUUCCAAAUCGAUGGCGAUACCUUCAUCCUAUUUGGCCGUAAACUCCCUAUUGAUAGAGAGGGUCAAGAGCCAUUAGAGGAUGAUCUUCCAGAGUUCGUAUAUUCUGAGGAAUAUGGAACAGCAGAAUACUCUUUCUUAGAGAACGAUACUUAUAGUAACAAGUCUCCUCCUCCACUCUACUUUGAAUUUGAAGAGAUCAAUAAGCCAAAACCAACAGACAAAGAUGAAGUCCUCCAAGCUUUCAAAUUGAACGAUAAAGGAUACUUAGAAUGCCACGAUCAGAAGAUUAAAGAGUCAAAUAAAGGAGUCAUCCCCUAUGUUCUUAAAGAACUUGCCAAAAAUGUCCUAACAGGCAAAGGUGUAGUAUCGAUUUCGCUUCCUGUACGAAUUUUCCAACCAAAAUCUCUUCUUGAAAGAAUCCUUGAUGCUUGCAGUUUUGUGCCAACCUUCUUCAAAAAGGCAUGAAAGACAAAUGAUGAGCUCCUCAGAAUGAAAUACAUCCUUGCUUUUAUUGUUAGUGGGAUGUACAUGUCAGCUGAUCUAAGGAAGCCUUUUAACCCAAUCCUUGGUGAAACUUUGGAAGGAUACUUCAAAGAUGGCACUAGGAUCUACAUGGAGCACAUCAGCCAUCAUCCACCAAUCUCGAGCUAUCUUAUUGAAGGCCCUGCUGAGUACGCCUUUAAGAUGUAUGGAGCAGUUGAAUUCAAGGGAAGCAUCAAAAACAAGGGAAACGUUCUCAAUAUUUUCUUUGAAGGUGCAAAUUAUGUAGAAUUCCCUGAUGGGCAUCUCAUCGAGUUCCAUUACCCAACCACACGAGUAAGCGGACUCAUGUGGGGAGAAAGAACAGUCAACAUCGAAGGAACAGGAAUUCUUAUUGAUCACGAUCACGAUACUCGAGGAAUAGUUGUGUUCAAUCCUGAGAGCCCAGAAUUCGAUGUCACUACAGAACCAACUAGCUUUGAAGGUCUGAUUUAUACAAGUGAGAGUAAAGAGCUCCAGAAGAAGAAGAUCGCCUCUCUCAAAGACGUAACUGAUAUCGAAGAAGAGAUAUGCGAUGUAUGGGGUAAUGUCCUUGAAGAACUUCUCAUUGAUAAUGAGAAAUUUUGGGAGAUAGACUCUUAUACCCCAUACAGAUGCUUCCCCAUGCCGACUUCCCUUCCUUCCGACUGUAGAUAUAGAGAAGACUUACUCUGGCUACAAUAUGAUAACCUGAAGUACUCCCAAGAAUGGAAGGGCAAGCUUGAAGUCCAGCAAAGACAUGACAAGAAGAUGCGCUUGAACUGUGAGAAAGCUCGUAAAAAGAAGAAGACAAAAUUUGUCGGAGUCUAAACAGAUUAGGACAAUUCUGAUAAAUAUGUAAUAGUCAAUUA
Molecule: messenger RNA, 1795 nt
Organism: Moneuplotes crassus
Lineage: Eukaryota; Ciliophora; Spirotrichea; Euplotida; Euplotidae
Source: the annotation of a GenBank genome assembly